AAUGAAUACAUUUUUUAGAUUAGAAUAGGAUUGUUAUCUAUGCUCUGAGCGGUUCCUUGCUUUCAUAAUUUACUGUUUCUUCAGCUGAGCGAUAGAGCACAACACAGAGAUGGUACGAUUUUAUUGGUUGUUGAUAGUAGUGUUGGCAGCUUUUGUUGCCCCACUUCUAGCUGAAAAAAAUUGCACAUGGCAAAAUACAGUUGUUUAUGGACAAUUUAUCAAAACCAUUCGCCUCACACACCCUGCAGGAGUGGUAGUUACCUGGGAAGUUGAAAAAGGAACCAGUAACAUCACAAUCGCGCAUAACAGCCAUGUAUCACACAACAUUACGUACAAAAACGAUGAAAUGAUUUUAAAAGUAAAACUCCCUAAAAAAGCUAUGGCAACAACUAUUAAUGUCAACAAAUGGAUCACGUGUUUCAUGAUAUUCUUUUGUGGUUGGUUAAUAAAUAAGCGAUACGCAGUUUUAAUUGGUGUGAUUGUAUUGUCAACUGCUACUUUCGUACUGCCAGCUACACCGACUGAUUGUUCGAAUCCUCGAAUACACGUCAAAGCUCCAUUCGAUUACAUGGAAAAAUUAUGUGUCAACGAGAAAAAAUGUUUCGAAAUAAAAUGCACAUUGUCUGAUCUACCUCAGAGUUACAGUGUGAUUCCAUCAGAUAAUAAAAUCAUGUUCAAAGAUGAAUACUGUUCAAUUAGAAAGCCAGAAUAUUGGGAUGAUUGGGUUCUUCACUAUUUCAAAUCAGCAAAUAACAGUGAGAGUUUAUACCUUGCUGAUUUUGAUGGAGAUGCUCUUGUUAAUAUCAUCGAAUAUUAUGGAAACCAAUCCUUCAUUGAAAAAGACAAAGCCCGAACACGAAGAAAUGUCAUCAAUGUUGAAGAACUUGGUACAAAUCCAUUAAAUCCAGAUUCUGAUGGCGAUCUUCUGCUUGACGGAUUUGAAUAUUUCAAUAACAUGAGUCCAGUGAAAAAGGACGAUUUAAAUGCAGAUGCUGAUGGUGAUGGGUUGUCAAAUUUAAAAGAACAAAUUCUCAGAACUGAUCCUCUAAAUCCAGACACUGAUGGUGACGGAGCUUUGGACGGGGCUGAAGUAAAAAAUAAUGCUGACCCUCGAGAUCCAAUUGAUAGAGGGAUGCCACCUCCAGAUACCCAAGACGUAUUAAUUAGAAUUACAAUUGGUGACCACAGCGGAAGUCAUUCAGAAAGGUAUGUAAUGCAUGUGGGAGAAGUAUCUCAUCAAUCUCCUGGAUUUGGUUUAGUUGGUUUCGGAGAUUAUAAUUUCAAGCCUGGUUCCUAUCCAAUCACAAUACAGCACGUGGGAACAAAUCUUAAUACACCGGAUUACGACUAUAGAGCUUCGGUUACAAAAGUUGGAGGUCAAGGAAAAAUCACUGUUCAAGAUCCUCAAAGAAUUCUUGGGUUUCAUCAUGAAAGUACUUAUGAUUAUACCAAAGGGAAAAGUGCAACAUUGAUAGUGGAAGGAGAUUGUACCGAGGAAAAGAAAGCAACUGAUUGCUCGUGCAUAAAAGCAUGUGAAGAAUGUCGCGCAAAGAAAAAGUGUUAUUGGAAUAAAUCUUACUGCAGAGAUAAAAAAUUUCUUGACGAUAUUAUUCCUAUCCCAAAUAUUCUCUUUUUAACAGCGGCUAAUUGCGCUUGUGAAAAGUGCCAGAAAUGGGCCGAACGUGAAAAGAGGGAUAAUGCGUGGUUGCUUGAUUUAAAUAAGAAUUUUAAAUGUCCAUGCAAAGUCAGAAAAAAUCCAUGGUACAAAUUGGGAUGGGAAGCAAUUGACAACCCAUCCAACAAAGACUGGGAAAUAGACGGUGCUUGUAUCGGUAGCGGACUUCCAGGAUGCUGGUACUUCCACCCAGGAGCUGAUGGCUGUCUCCGCUCUUCUGCUACAAGUCAAUAUGGAGCCAGACAACAGUGUUGUUACGAUAAACGUGGAACUUUGUUACGGCCUGGUCACCCUGGAGCAGGAACACCUGAUAAAUCUGUGGAAAACCAUAAAGAAGACGAUGUAGAGCCAUAUGCGUGGUGUUGCAAAGAUUGUGAUAAAAAAGAUAGCUGUGAUCGAUACAUCAAACAAGCAAGAGCAGGUGAUGCUUCUCACUGCACUUAAACAAAACUGGUUUAUUUUAAUUCGCACUGUCUUAUUCUAAUCUGCACUACAUUUUGUAUAUAAGAACUGGAAAAUGACGACUCAACUGUUCUUCAUUUUUAGCUAACUUUCUGGCAUUUUCUUAUUUUCAAUUAUAAUGAAAGAUUAUCGAUUCGAUCCCUACUUUCUUCAUUUUCAUGAUCAUUCCACGAGAAAUUCUUGACCUGUCUUGAGCCUCAGUUUACCUUUGAUUAUUACCUCAAAUUGUUCCGGUAGUUUUAAUUUGAUUUUCUUAUUGUCUUUACACGCCUAUAUAUACAUAGAUAAGCAGUAUUAUAAUAUUUUUGAACUUUUAUGUAAGGAAAUUAACUGAAACUGGUGUAGGGCUAUUAAUACACAAGGUUUUUUAUUUUUUUUCUUAAGGCUCGAUAUUCAUUUGAUAACUUAAUUAAGUUUAAAUAAACAACAAAAAUAAUGACACCUGCAAAACCAAUCCCUUCUGCAAUAACACCUGUUAACACACCUAUUAAUAACUGAGAGAGGGAAAAACAGACCCGAAAGUGUAUAAUUCCUCGAAACUUUGAACUAACUACCUAACAUAAAUAACUUGAUAUAAAAAUAACACUUAUUUCGAAUAUGCAAACGUUACAAUCUGUAAGAAUCAUUUUAUCUGUGGUUUGUUACCACUUCUUUCAUCAAGUGUUACUAUUUGUAAUUUAUUCCUAAAUCUUGUGUUGUAAGGAUCUAUAUUCAUGUAGCCGAAUUGGACAUUUGUAGAAACUAUUCUCAUUCGAGACUUUUUGGAAUUUUAAUAAUACCCUAACACUUUGUAUACGUUAACACAUAAUUAUAUUUGCAAACUGUC
Molecule: messenger RNA, 2963 nt
Organism: Hydractinia symbiolongicarpus
Lineage: Eukaryota; Metazoa; Cnidaria; Hydrozoa; Anthoathecata; Hydractiniidae
Exons: 2
Coding region: 110-2119 (669 amino acids)
Source: RefSeq, a predicted model, not a curated record